Molecule: messenger RNA, 4063 nt
Organism: Mus musculus (house mouse)
Lineage: Eukaryota; Metazoa; Chordata; Mammalia; Rodentia; Muridae
Gene: Ergic1
Product: endoplasmic reticulum-golgi intermediate compartment 1
Exons: 11
Coding region: 1673-2323 (216 amino acids)
Cellular component (GO): endoplasmic reticulum-Golgi intermediate compartment membrane; endomembrane system; cytoplasm
Source: RefSeq, a predicted model, not a curated record
UUGAUUUAAUUUUGGUGUUGUUUUAUUUUGUUGUUGUUUGGCUGGUUGGGUUUUUGUUUGUUUUGUUGGCUUGUUUUGUUGUAUGUGUGUGUGUAUAUAUGUGUGUGUGUGUGUGUGUGUGUGUGUGCACGCGCAUGCGCAUGUGUGUGUUCACUCUCGUGGGUGUCUGAGAAGGCCAGAAGUUGGCAUUGGUCACCUUCUCAAUCUGUUACCUCCCCUCUUUCAUGUGUUUGUGUGCUGGUGUGUGUGGGUAUGUAUGCAUGGCCAUGCUGGAGGGUAUACAUGUGUGUGUGUGUGUGUGUGUGUGUACACGUGUGUGCAUGGAGAAGCCCGAGGUUGAUGUUGGGUAUCUUCCUCCAUCAGCCUUCUGUCUGUCUCUUUUGAAGCAGAAUCUAGAGACUGGAAUGAGAGGUGAACCACCACGCCCCCAGGAUUUAUGUGGGUUCUGGGGAUUUGGUCCUUUGGGUUGUGUGGUAAGCACUUUAACUGCUGAGCCAUCUCCACAGCCCAAGCUUAUUUUGUGAGCUCUCUCAUUGAAACUAGAACUCUUUAUUUUGGCUACACUGGCGAACCAGCAUCAAGAACCACCUGCCUCUGUUCGCAAGGGCUAGGGUCCAGGUAUAAACGAGCUUGGCUUCUAUGUGCGUGCUGGGUUUGCUGGCGUGCUGGGUGGCUGGUACCCUGAGCCAUCUCCCCAGGCCCCACUGUUUUCUUUGCUGGGACAGGGUUUUGCUCUGUAGCCCAAGUUGACCUGGAAUGUAUCCUCCUCCUGCCAUAGCCUCCAAUGUAGACUAGGUGUCCAGUCUACAAAUGCGGACCUUCCUCUGGGCUCCCGGGCAGCCUUGGGCCUCAUCCUUUUGAUGGAAAGUCUCAUGUAGCCACAGACUUGCUAUGUAGCAGAGGAUGACCUUGAAUUUCGGAUCCUCCAGCCUGCAUCACACACUUGAUAUAUACGGUGCUGGGUCAGGGAGGGAAAGCCAAAGGCUUUGCCCACAGUUUGUUGUUGUUUUGAGACUGGGCUGCUCUGUGGCCCUGGCUGUCCUGGAACUCACUCUGUAGACCAGGCUGGCCUCGAACUCACAGAGGUCCCAUCAGCCUCUGCCUCCCGAGUGCUGGGAUUAUAGACAUGCACCAUUGCGCCCAGUGCCAGUCCUCAUUCUUGUGUUGGUCUGUUCAUUGGCUGAAAGGCUAAGACUAAGAAACUCCCAGGUGAGACGCGGGCAGGAAAUGAACCUGCUCUUCACCUUUCUCUGUGGCGGCUGAGCAGUGACAGAUCGUGAACCUUUCUUCUGAAGUAGAAUCAGUGAGAAUGCGAAAGGCAUCGGAUCCCUCUGACGUCCUUCCUUUCUGACCUCCAUCUGCAAAAUGAGAGCAGACCUAACUCCGGCCGGUGCGGAGAGUCAGAUGGGAGCACAGGUUUGACAUCUACAGGAAGGUGCCCAAGGACCUCACACAGCCGACAUAUACUGGUGCCAUUAUCUCCAUCUGCUGCUGCCUCUUCAUCCUCUUCCUCUUCCUGUCGGAGCUCACUGGAUUCAUCACAACAGAAGUGGUGAAUGAGCUCUACGUCGAUGACCCAGACAAGGACAGCGGAGGCAAAAUUGACGUCAGUCUCAACAUCAGUUUACCCAAUUUGCACUGUGAAUUGGUCGGGCUUGACAUCCAAGAUGAGAUGGGCAGACACGAAGUGGGCCACAUCGACAAUUCCAUGAAGAUCCCGCUGAAUAAUGGAGCCGGCUGCCGCUUCGAGGGCCAGUUCAGCAUCAACAAGGUUCCCGGCAACUUCCAUGUGUCCACACACAGUGCCACAGCGCAGCCACAGAACCCGGACAUGACACAUACCAUCCAUAAACUCUCCUUUGGGGAUACGCUACAGGUCCAGAAUGUUCACGGGGCUUUCAAUGCUCUUGGGGGAGCAGACAGACUCACCUCCAACCCCCUGGCCUCCCAUGACUACAUCUUGAAGAUUGUACCCACAGUGUAUGAGGACAAGAGCGGCAAGCAGCGCUACUCCUACCAGUACACAGUGGCCAACAAGGAGUACGUUGCCUACAGCCACACGGGACGCAUUAUCCCUGCCAUCUGGUUCCGCUAUGACCUCAGCCCCAUCACAGUCAAGUACACAGAGAGAAGACAACCCCUGUACAGGUUCAUCACCACAAAAGUUCAUCUGGGAACUAAAGGAGCUGACACAGAUCUGUGCCAUCAUCGGCGGAACCUUCACUGUCGCCGGCAUUCUGGACUCCUGUAUCUUCACAGCCUCAGAAGCGUGGAAGAAGAUCCAGCUGGGCAAAAUUCACUGACGUCCUGUCCAGCCCAGUGACUGAGGACCAGGAACCCUGCUAGCCCUGCCUCUGGCGUCCUAUCUCCUUCUGCCUUCUCUGGCCCAGUGUGUGUGGGAGGAGGGUGAUGGUUAUGGGUGGCACCAGGUUCCCCAGCUACCUCUCUCCCCAUGUUUUAGAUAAAUUAACACUGCCUGGAGUCACGUGUCUCUUUCCCUGCAGAGCCCCAAGACCAGGGUCAGGCAUGGGGAGGUACUCCAGGGAUGCCGGUGACCUCUCUGGGAAGGCUGUAGUCUAUUCUCUGUUAGGGAAUAACUUAGAGUACAAACAGAUAAGCUUUCAGACAGGCUUUGACAAUCUUUAAGCCCCCAUCAUUUGGACAUGCUAAUAGCUUGAUUUGUCCCCCGGGCAGCCAACCUGUGCUCUCAGCCUCGGGACCAGACUGCCCAAAGGUACUGCUGCUUGGCGCUCUCAGUAUGGAAUGGUACUUGGCAGGGACACCCAUAGGCCCGGCACUGCAGCUGGAACUUGCUUCUGCCUCAUUGCUUCAUGCCCGACCUAGAGCCCGGGGCUUGUCUCCUACCCCAGCCCUGCCUCCUCCUCCGGGCAGAUGCCAGAUUGCUUGACAGAACGGUGGAGACUCGGAUUUGCCCACCAGUCCUGAGGCAGCUCACGGGUGCCCCUUCCUCUCUUGUCUUUGCUUUUCUGAAUCCCCCACCAAUGUGCCUCAGCUGCUGUGCUAUGCGGCAAUAGCAUUUCUUGGUGAAGGGGCUGGUUCCCAUUGCAAAGCCCCCCUCCCCCCAACAGUUACAUUCUGCAGUGCCAAGGGAUAGGGCCAUGUGACUGGAAGGUCAUCCUUGGAAGACCAUAUAAGGCACAGUUUGUACACUUCUGUCCAAACCAGAAGCAUCCUUCCCAAUGAACCACAAAUGAUCAUGUCUGACAUCCACCUUUGGUCCCAAGGCCUUAGCUGGGGAAAUGAAGCAGGCUUCUCUUUCCAUCCCUACCUUGCAGGGUCCCAAAAGAUGCCCAGCAUCUGGAACCCACUUGCUAUUGAGACCCCCUGUUAGCUGAGCACAUGCCAACUCAUUCUUAGACCCAGGGGGCUCCCGUGUCUCCCCCACUUCCUCCUGAGUUAGAUCUCUUUCUUGUUCCCCCUCAUCCUUCCUAAGGGGAGGGGCAGUGGUCUAGGUAUGAAUUCCAUGCAGAGAAUUUUAGCUAUGUUCUCAAGUCCAGAGAGAGCCGCGGGCCUGGGCUUCAUUUAUAUUGAGAUGGUUUGCAUACUUUUGUAAUGAAGGGGUACCUGCAGUAGGAAGUUUUGGGGUUUUUUGUUUUUGUUUGGUUUUGGUUUUGUUUUUCUUAAAUAGUCUCUUAUGGGUAGCUGGAUUCUCUGCCAUUUGUAAUUUUUCCUCUGAUUCCAAUUAGCAAAACUUCCCUUUUUAUAUGAGUUGAUUCUUAUUGUGUAUGUAAACUGCCCCUGGCCACUUGGCUAGAUUUCUUAUCUUCUUUUAAACAUUCUGUUCCACAGUUUAAGAAACCAGUCCCUUUGGUGUGUGAAUCUGUCACCUGUGGAGGGUUGGGCAGGGUGGGAUGGGACGGGAACUAUGUGGCAUGCGUAUGAGUUGAAAUCCCACUUUUGUGAGGACACGGUAUGCCAGUUUCCCAUGGAAGAGACGCCUCUGGCCUGUUGUUCUUGUAAAGGUAUUCUUAAGGGGACAUAUGUUUUGAUUCUUUCCCACUCACUGGGUUCAAUUAGAUAUUAAAAGGCUGCUUUUCAGAAA